Molecule: messenger RNA, 952 nt
Organism: Macrobrachium nipponense
Lineage: Eukaryota; Metazoa; Arthropoda; Malacostraca; Decapoda; Palaemonidae
Product: ladderlectin-like
Exons: 7
Coding region: 64-780 (238 amino acids)
Molecular function (GO): signaling receptor activity
Source: RefSeq, a predicted model, not a curated record
CUUACCAGUCCCACCGCCGCCCACAAGCGAAGUCAGUAUCAUGGUGGUGUUCGGGAAGUUAGGAUGUUAUCUCAAGUGGUACUAGGUGUGGUUCUGAGCGCCAUCGUCCUGAGUGGGAACAGUCAGGACUUCGUUCCCGUGGACAUCCUCCUCCAUGGCUUCAUGGAUAAACUGCAAUACAACAUCACCACGACCUUGGAAGAACCGACGGAGGAAGCCAUGAGGUUCAUGGAUCAGCAGCGGAAUGUCAUGAGCGAGAUUUUAAGGAAGUUGGACAACAUAGAAAACGAGCUGCUCUCGCUACAAGAGUGUUGCAAGCACAACCAAGAGAGUAUGGAAUGGUCUAAGGGUCUCUGCUCGAGAGUUCAUGUUUUAGCCGCCAGGACGUGCCCUCGCGGUUGGCAUACGUUUAACAACUCGUGCUAUUACAUCAGCAAUACGCCUGGAACCUGGAAGGAUGGGCUGGGAUACUGCAGGAGCAUAGGUGCGGACUACGUCCAGAUUUCCAGCUUUGCCGAAUGGGACUUCGUCUCCGGUCUGAUAGAAGAGAAGACGUGGCUAGGUCUCAACGAUCAGGACGAAGAGGGCACCUUCAGGUGGAGUUCUGACAAGAGCCUUCCUCAGUAUAACAAAUGGAUGUCUGGCGAACCCAACGACUAUUAUGGAGACGAAGACUGCGUCAUCUCUCACCCUUACUACGACAAUCACUGGAAUGACAUCAACUGCGAUUCUGAGUACAAAUUUGCCUGCGAGGUGACCCUUGAAACAAUGUACAGCUGAAGAACGUUCUUCGGAUUACCUAGAAAAUAUUAAACUCUACUUGAUUGUUCAUUUUUUCAAACUUAUCCUGAAUUCAUGUCUAAAAAAGAUUGGGAAAAUAGAAGAUGAAGGAGCAAUCUGAUAAUGGUUUUACUUUGGCUGUGUAAGGUUACCAAAUAAAGGUCCGCUUUUU